This is a messenger RNA of Columba livia (rock pigeon), 9436 nucleotides long. It is a transcript of the gene FAM131B, whose product is annotated as family with sequence similarity 131 member B. The transcript has 7 exons. The record is from RefSeq and is a predicted model, not a curated record. The coding region runs from base 176 to 1339 and encodes 387 amino acids. NCBI's taxonomy places the organism in Eukaryota, Metazoa, Chordata, Aves, Columbiformes, Columbidae.
GCCCCGGCGGGCACCCGGCGCUCGUACCUGACCAUGACCCCGCGCCGGUCCCGGCUGGGCCACCCCGGCGUUUCCCGUUGAAGACACCAGCUCCGUUCCGACCUCCCCCCUUCCCUUCCUUCUCCGCCUCCUCGCUGCUGGGGCUGUCGCCUCUUCCCGGAGGCUUGCCGGAGUGAUGGGCUGCAUCGGAUCCCGCACUGUGGGAAAUGAGGUGAUUGCAGUAGACUGGAAGGGACUGAAAGAUGUGGACCAAAUCAAUAUGGACAGCACCAGCUCACUGCAUGGCAGCAGCUUCCAUCGACCUUCCACUGAGCAAACACGGACAGAUUUCUCCUGGGAUGGUAUCAAUCUCUCCAUGGAAGAUACAACCUCCAUCCUCCCCAAGCUGAAACGCAACUCCAAUGCUUAUGGGAUUGGGGCUUUGGCUAAAUCAUCUUUCUCUGGCCCCUUAGGGAUAUCUCGCAGCAUGAAGGACCAUGUCACAAAGCCAACGGCUAUGGGCCAAGGCCGUGUGGCUCACAUGAUUGAAUGGCAAGGCUGGGGCAAAGGUAACAGCCAGCAGCAGCAGCACACACAUGAGACAGCACGCAAAGACGCUGAUGCCUACUCCGACCUGAGUGAUGGUGAAAAGGAGGCUCGGUUCCUUGCAGGAGUGAUGGAGCAAUUUGCUAUUUCUGAGGCAACUCUUAUGGCCUGGUCCUCCAUGGAUGGUGAAGAUGUGAGUGUAAACUCAAACCAGGAGAACCCAGCAGGCAAUUACUCUGAGAACUAUCAGGAGCUAAUGGAGAGCCAAGAGCAUAUGGCCCAGACACAGUAUGAUAGCUGGCCUCAUUCCUAUGUCUCACAGGGCAUGUAUUGCUUAGGUUCAUCCGAUGCCUGGGAGACCAGUGACCAGUCCCUCAUCGCUUCCCCAGCAACUGGCUCCUAUUUAGGCCAGAAUUUUGAUGAGUCCCAGACAAAUCUUCAGGAAAGCAUUUUGAUGCAAAGCAGCCUUCUCCAGCAGCAACAGCUACAGCAACAGCGGCAGGAACAGAACUUCAUCCAGAGCACGGGGCUGGUCCACGUGUGGCCCAUGCAGACUGCUCAAAGUGGGGGUGGAGCUGAGUCCAGCACAUACAUGGAGGACCACAUUGAGGAUGAAGGGAACCCACAGCUGGAAAAGGCUCCUCUCCUAAACAAGAAACCCUCUCCAGAGGAGGAUGAUGCAGUGUGCCGGGACCUGGAAUCACUGUCUCCUCGAGAGGAGAUGGAACACGCUGCACUGAGCCGCAAAGUCUCCGAUGUCACCUCCUCUGGGGUGCAGUCCUUUGAUGAGGAAGAGGGAGAAACAAACAACUGAUGCUUUCUGUGAAGUUCACAUCACUGCUGAACAAGGAGAGGGGUGGCAAGGAAUGAAAUUACAGGGAUACUUCUCUCCAGGUCCCCAUACUUCUGAGCAGACACACCUUACAUUCCUGACAUUUAAUUAUUUUUUUAAAUGAGAAAAAAAUCUCAAAGUGAUCAACAAAUGAAGACCUCUUAUUCCUCUCUACCAUGGACAUAUAUUUUUGAUUUUCAUUACUCUGGGCAACACAUGUGAGGUGCUUGGAGAGAUCUGGGUUGGUAAAUAAUUUCUAAAUCUGUUUAAUAUAGUCUUGUCUGUGGAUACAAACUCUUCUGGUACUAGGGAUGUGGCUGAUGAGACAGGCUUGGUAUCGGGAGUGGCUAUGUAGCUAGAAUACGUCUUGGCAGAAUGGAUGUUGCUCUGUGGACAUGGUCCCGUUUGAUAGAAUAUAUAAAUAUAAACUGGAUUAAAAUGAAGAUAUGGCUUUACAAAUAUAGAUUGCACUAGUACUGUGAUUGUGGCCGAUACAGAGGAGAAGGCUGUAUUCAAUAUGGACUGUACUGAGAUGAAAGAUUCACUGUGUAACCAGAUCUUCAAUAGCACCUUGAUAUGAAAUUGUAGGCUUGGUGGAUACAAACUGUGCUCCGUGGGUGUGGACCGCGCUGCAGUGCAGAUGGUGUUGUUCUGUGGGCACGGCUCUGCUCUGGCAUGGAAGAAUGCAUGUAGAUAUGACUCUAACUCUGCUCGCACAUAUUCAUGCUUUGGUCUCUUUCUAAUAUUUCAUUUAUUUGUUUAUCUCUUUGACAUUUCUGCCUUCCCAUGAGCUGGCAAGACUUGUGUGUCUUUUUGGCAUUGGGCACUGGAUGCCAGUGGAAAGGACAUUUUCAGCUACAGAAACAGUCAUAAAAAGCUGACUCUUGCAGGGGGCUUGAGAACCUGUCCAUCUUGGUGCUGCUGCUGUAUCCUUCUGUCUUUUCCUUUGCCAGCAGUAUGGGGAGACCCAGAGAAUAGGCAGGAGAUCCAGGAACAGUGUGUACGGCUAUGAGAUAACAGAUAUCCAGUUUAAAUUUGAGUUUUCGGUUUUUGCUUUUUUAAACUUUUUUUUAUAUUGCUGGGUAAGUGUUCCUAACGAAGCAGUUAAUAGUGGGAAAGGCCUGUACUGCAGUCAUCACUUAACAGAAACAUCGUACCUUCCCCAUUUCUGCCACUCUUGCAGUGCCAAAUAUCACUGGAGGAAAACGGAUAGGAGGAAGUUUUCUUCUAUUUAUUUCUACUUCCUGCCUAUGUUUUCUUCUUAUGUUUUCUUACCUCCAAGCAAUUUAAAUAAUGCUCAUUACUUGGUCUGCUUGUUUUUCCCUCCCAUCUGUUUUUUAGGAGCGGAGAAAGCUGAGUUCAGGAGUUUCCCCUAUUUGUACAGGUUCUAUAUUUUUUGGUUAAAAAAACCUGGUUCACUGACUAGGAGGAAUUCAGUCUCUCGCAAUUCCUUGUCAUGUUUCUACAGAUUUCCUUUGGGGCAAGAGGCAUUUUCAAAAGAAAUUGAACAAAUGGGCUCCUUUCAGGUUCUCACCAGAAAAUAAACAGGGGCAAAAGCAAAAGGAAAAUAUUGUACAAGACUAUUUGUUUUGCUGAACAGAAUCAGCAGACAUUACCCAAGUGCUGAGUUUUAAUUGCAAUACCUCUUGCAAAGAAUCAUGAGCAAAGCAUGGGUUUAGAUCAGACGCUGCAUCUGAGGAGCUUGAUAAAGGUAUUUGCCUGGACACUGCCAUACUGUCCCAGUGGCAACUCAUUCUCAUUUACUCUGACUCAUAUCUACUCUGUUUAGUUCAUGAUACAUUUGUGUUUUAUUUGCCUCCUCUUCAGACUUGGUGUAUUUUUUGGAUGACAGGAGAGUGAUACAUACUUCGUUCCUGAUUCAGAUUCAGUCCCAGCACAUUUGCAUAGAAGAAUGUCUGAGGAGAAUAAAAUAUGACCGAAGUAAUAUCAUCAAGAGUUCAGACAGCUCCUGGCAAGCAAAGCAAAUGAUGUCCAGGAAUUAUGAAAAGUAAGAAUGCGACUCCUAGGUAGAACUUUACCCCACUCAGCUUUCUCCUGUUUACACAGCCAUCUGCAUUAAGAGAGUCUCCUCUCUAAGCGCCCGAGUCUUUCCAGCCAAGUCCAUUUCAAGCAGAUCUAACUUCCCUCUCCAUUGCACAUCUAAAGACCUUUGGGAUAUUUACAUAAAACUGGUAAUUUAGUGUAGGUAAGAGAAAAAAAAAUUUGUGACCAUUUUUUACCCAUUUGCUUGAGCUUGCUUACGUCUCUCUAAGGAGGUAGCUUUUCUCCUGAAUGAUCACCUUUCAAUAUCUCUUUAAAGAUGUUUACACAUUCAGGUGCCAACGUCCCCUGGGCAGGAAGGCUUGAUAAAGAUGAUCUCCUGCAGUUCUCAUAGGGCCAGUGCUAGCUCAUUGUCCUGAACUGAUUUGGGUCUAGCCAUGAAGCAUGGCCUAGGAAAUCACACUAGCCAGAACAGGGAAAUAGGGCAAGUGCCAAGAAGAUGACAAAUGAGUAAGUGUUAACCUUUUUUUAUUUCUUUUCUAAAAAGCCUUCAGGUAAACAAAAAUGGUCAGGUAUGUUUCUUUGUGGGAGAAGAUUUGGUUGGCUUGUUGCUAUUUUCACCAAACCAUUUUGUUCCCAUGUGCCACUCCAGGACCAAUCUGGAUGUUUAUGGUAACUUUCAGAGUAGCUUCUAAUGAUCCCUCUCUGUUGUUUACAGGACUGGGACAAGUGAGUCAGUUUGUCCAGGGCUUCUUUUUUCUUUUAAUGUGGACAUGUGGUACAUUUACUAAGCUGUUUGAUUGAUGUCUAAAAGGUGUACAUUUUCUCCAUAUGCAGAGCAGUGUCAGGGAAUUACCUACCUGGGAAAAAGUGUGGAAAAAAUUGAUCUUAUAGAAAAUUCUACUGAGUUCAUUAGGAAGACAAAACCUAUCUGUAGAGUUUUCUAACCUCUGUGGAAUUGGAUAGAAUUAUACCUUGCUUAUAUCCAUAACUUACUCUCUAGAAACCUGUAGAUAGACUCUCAUUCUCUGUGAAUUCAGACUGGUUGAACACUACUGUCCAUAAAAACCUUCAAGUUUACUAAAUUCUAUAAAGGUUUUUCAUAAAGGUCCUAACUUCCUGUGAAUAAUAAAAUGUCAGCCUUUUUCUGGGAGAAAAAAAAAAAGGCUAUUUUCCAUGACCACUGCACAAUCCAAAAGAGAAAUGUAUCUACAUUUGCUAGGAGCUUGACUAGAGAGAGCAGGUCUGCCCAUCCACACUUGUUCCCUGAGUCAGCAUCUGGAGCUGAAUUGGAAAGGCAGUUGAAUCUCUUUGAAAAUUGAAAACAUUUUGUAUAACUUGGCCUUUUCUUAUAUAACAGGCCUGCUGCUUAUGUAUAUCCAAUAUUGGAGAGAGGGACCUACAGUAGAUUUCCCAGAAAAUACAUUAUUAAAUAGCUACACCUAUUCAAGCAUAUGGAAGGCACAGGUGCUCUGUGAGCAAAAUUUGGCCUGUAGUUCCUUUAUCCUAGUGAGGAGAAAUGAGCUGGAGAGAGGCCAGCUAAAUGCUCAAAGCCCAAAUAAAAUUUGUGAGGCUGAAAACAAGAAAGAAAUGUAAGCUCAGUAUCCCUGAUCUACAGUUAUUAACAAAUUGAGCCCUGCUGUUCAUUUACACAAACCCUUUGUAAAGCAGAGCUGCACUACAUAAAGAUUUUGGAUUUUCUUGAAGCAGCAGAGGUAGAAGAUUCUCAUCUUUCCCCCCCAAGCCUUUAUCUUCAACAGCAACUUGUUGAAAUUACUGUGCUGGCCACAAAGGAAAGCUUAAACACAAGUGACCCUAAUUGAAAAAGAUCUCAGAUUUCACUGCAAGGAAAUUCUCUCCUGUUCCUUUUCCCAUAAUUGCUCAUAUCUGAUCAGUUAUACCGUUUCUUUAGUUUUUCUUUCAUAUAAACCUUAAGCUUUCUUUACAAACCUUGUGAGUUCUCUUCAACUCCCUUACCUCAGGGUCUGUGUUGGAGAAAUCAAUCUUCUUUCAGUUUCUGUGUCUCUAAAUCAUCUUAUUCUGGGAAGCUGCUGACAAUUCACCCACCUUUCAUGAUAGGCUUGCAACAGAGAACUGAGUUUAACCACACCUCUAAGCAGAUCAGAUGGUGAGCUGCUGUGAAGGAGGCAACCCUCUGCCCUGACUGUGCUCACUUCCCACAAUCCUUGUGCAGAUGCUGAUGCACAGUUAACCCCAGAGCAAGCCAGUGCACUUUUACCCUACUAUAAAAGUGAAAGAGAAACAGCUGUGAGCAGAGGAAGAGAGCAGUUGGCCUUUUUAUCAGGUAGGGGAAACUGCAGUUUGAAAUGGCAUCCUCAUGAGGAGUCUAAGCUGCUAAAAUGAGCUGUCAUGCUUUCUCCCAUCACAAUGAGCUGUAUACUUCUACUGCCUAAGAAGCACCAGUCCUGACACUAAUUUGGCUGCUUAGGAACUAGCCCCAUUGAAAACUAAUCCAGUUCCCUAUCAAAAGAAGUGUUUCAUUGGGAUCAGUUCCUUGUAUUAUUUCACUUGGAAGGGCAGGCAUCACCAAGGGCUGGUGAAACAAGCAGAUGGUCAAGUUGAAGAAUACUUAUUUGGUUGCAGAUGCAACUUAAAUUGGCUUCAGCUGAUUGUGAAAUAGCUGUCUGAGGAAAAUAAACCCAGCUGGGGUAACAGGUAGGACAUAUUCCCCCCUUCCUUCCUUAGUGUUUUGCUUAGAAUUUCUAGUAUGCUCUUAUCUGAUUUUGGUCUUUGUUGUUAUUUAAUGCCCUGUUAUUUCCCUCACUAUUUCCUCCUCUUCCACAGGCUCCUUUGAGAUAAACUCUUUCCAUUGGGCAAGAGAAGAUGAGUAACUUGAUAUAUGCCUGGAAUUAAUAAAAUUAACAUACACAAAUCUCGUAUGCACUCAGCAACUACACUCCAUAAUAGCUAAAGAUAUUGAUAAGUCUUCUCCUGUAAUUGCAAGAGGCAGAGCCUUGUGCAGGAGUGAAGCACAGCUUUUGGAGGUGAGAUUUAUCUCUAUCUUAAGCCAGUUGCAAUCUACUGUGAGACCCAGAAUGGCACUUCACAGCUAGGCAGAGUCUGUGCAUGAUGUGCUGCGUACAACACCUAGAAAACAAUAGUUUUAUGCCCGGAGAAGAGAACUGGAGAGAAGCAAACUGUUCUUUUCAUUUGACAGAAGUACAAGGUGCGGUGGUGAGGCAAGCUGGUGUGCAACAGUACAGGCUUGUGGACAGCUGUGUGUGCUCUGUGCAAUAUCAAGAAGUUGUCUAGCCAGAGAUGGAAAGACAUUGAGAGAAAGGCUUGGGAAAAAGAUCAACAAAGCUUGAUGUCCUACAUUCACACAACACAGGUAGGAAGCUUCAUGGCAGACUCCAGGCAGAAUGGGCUCAGGUAUAGAAUUGCUACACAAGCUGUAGUUCCAGGAUUGGUACAGCAUACGGUACUCCUUAGUCCAAGCCACACUUCUUUCUGUAAGACAGUGUGAUAGGAAAGAGACUUCUCUGAAUUUGGGCCUGUACUGGCUUCUUUUUCAUCAUCUUUGAAAACCAGUUCACAAUAUGCUUAAUUCUUCAGGUGAAUCAUGUAAGAAAUAUACCAAAUGAGAACUUAGUCUUUGUCCAGAUGAAUUUAAUGUGAGUUCUGUUCUCACUGGAAACCCAGAAGAUCUAAAUUUAGCUCAGUUUGCUCUGUUGUAUUGAUAAUUACCUAGAAGGAGAAACAAACUAAAAUAAAUACACCUUUAAAUGUUGUAGAGAGCAGAACAACUUUGGCGUAAUCUAAGCUCUUCCUUCUAACUUAUCCCAGACGUAAUUUCCCACGUUCAUUGUUCAGACAACUCUAAACAAUCUGGCAUUUACCUUAAACUAACUGUUUGACUUCAUCAGGAAGGAAGGAAGGAAGGAAAGAAGGAAGGAAGGAAGGAAGGCCCUUCCAAUACAGAGAUUAUCAGCAGUUGGUGUUUUUACAUCUAGGAAAAUAUAAAUGAGUAACAGUUUCAUCUCUGAUUCUCUUGCCCUGUAGCAAUCUGAUGGGGAAAGAUUUCUGUGUCGUGGCUCAGGGAAAGGACUGAUAAACAGGGAAAAUGUGAGGAAAGUAGUACUUUUUAGAACUGAACAUAGGUGUAGGACAGCCUACGGUCAUUAAAGCCCAGUCUCAAAUAUGAAUGCAAGCUGUGAAGUCGAUGCCAAGUGCGUCUUUUGUAUCAUAGGCUUUUUGCAGGCUAAGUAGUAGUGAACCUGCACAUGAGCAGAAGAAAACAGCUGGACAUCCAUGCCAGAUCACUGUCUCUUUGUCUCAGAUGAUGUCAUGGAGCCUGGGCAAGACCCUUCAGGUCACUAUAUUCUCUCAGUCAGCUUUAUGAAUUGACUAGGGCAGGGAUGAAGACAAAUGGUUACCCUGUUAACAAAUGGACAUAGAAGACCUGUGCUUAGAACAUUAGGGUCUAUUUACAUCCUUGCACUGACAUUUCUCCCCAGCAUAGGCAGAACAAAGUGUUAUAUUUCCCUUGGAAAUCAGGAGAAACUCUAUGAUUGUCAGUAUUGGUCUGUGCAAAGCAAAAUAAAUACGUGAUAUAUUUUUCCACUGCAGAUACAGAUUGUUGGAAGAAGAAAAAUUUAGGCUGUGACUGUCAGACAAAGAGUAUGUUUACUAAAACUAUAAAGACUUGUUAAAGAAUGUUCUCAGUGCAGAUGUCAUAGAAUAGUUUGCGUUGGAAGGGAUGUUAAAGAUCAUCUGGUGCCCACUCCCCUGCCAUGGGCAAGACUUACCUACUGAUGAGUAAUAGCUGCUCUCUUCUAGGAAGGGAGAGGUUGCAGUGUUCUGUGGAAAGAGUGCUACUGAGGAUCUCUCUCAUCUGCUUUGACUGGGGACAUUUUAAAUGCUCUCUGAAACCUAGUUUUGUAUUUGCUUUCCCGUAAGGGAUCAAAUGUCCAUGCUAUCAAGACAAAAGCAUCUAAAAAAGACUUUUCUCUGUUAUGGAGAUAAGGCAGUGCACCAAGGUUUACUUCUAAUAAGAUAAAGGCAUCUAAUCCAGAUUCACUGGCCUUCUGGACUCAUUUUCAUUGGGCAUGGAAAUCCAGUAAUGAGUUGAGGAUAGUCAAAAGGUUAAGAAUCAGAGCUCUGCCAAGUUACCAUGAGGCAAGUACAGGUGGACUUGCCCUCUUUUCAGAUACUGCAUGUGUGAGCAAUAUAGCAAGCCAAAAGCUCAUUUGUAGGCAUAUAUUAUUGUUUGACUUCAAUUUUUCUUCUCUCAGUUGUGGAUGUUUUGCAUGACUGGAGGUCUCUGGGAAUCCCUACACUAUACAGCUGUGACCCAGAAGUAAUUUUACAGGGAACAGGAUUUCUCUUGUUUCAACUCUUUUCAGGUAUGGGAGGGUACAGACUGAGGAUUUGAGAAGUAAAAGGGUGGUAGGUGGUAGUCUCAGGGGUGGUAUGUGGAACAGAUUCCUGAAGCAUGUUUAAAAGUAACUAAAGGCUUGGAUCUUCAAAUGUUGUAUUCUCAGUAUCUGAAACUGCUUUAGCAUAAGUGUAUGAGACAAUGGAGGUUACCACAAAGCAAUUUCAAAGAACUUUCCCCAAGCCUGUACAAGUUUUCUGUAGAGGGGAGGCUGCACGGCAAUUAUAUAUAUUCUUUCAAGCUAGUGUUUACAGAGGUGCAUUCAUGUUUGGGGGGAAAGUACUGAAUGGAAGCAAAACAAAAAGGGAAAGGAACCCACUAUUGAAAGCUUUCAUCCUUACCUUGUCACACACUAGCCCUUAAUAACUAAAAUGAGUCUGAUUUGCCUUUGGUCUUCCAGAUCCAAAACAUGUUUGCCUGAAAAUUUUUGUUCGAUAUACUUUGCAUGUUUUGAUAAUGUGACUUAUGAGAUAACACUUCUGCAAAGAUAUAUAUAAAUACAUACAUGUGCAACCACAUACAUACAUGUAGACACACUACAUAUAGAUUUAGGAAACUGUAUGGCAUUAUACACCUCCAUGCCUGUAUGUGGCAGCAACCACAGUAAAGGAGGGGAGGUAGCUCAAAAUAGCAUGUACAGUCCUUUAUGGAGUUGUUAUUAAACAGAAUGUGGUCUUGCU